This is a messenger RNA of Nerophis lumbriciformis (worm pipefish), 927 nucleotides long. The record is from RefSeq and is a predicted model, not a curated record. NCBI's taxonomy places the organism in Eukaryota, Metazoa, Chordata, Actinopteri, Syngnathiformes, Syngnathidae.
AUGUCUAGCAGGCUGUCCCAGGGGGGCCGGACUGAGGACCUGGAGCGGAGUAGCUGCAAACAGGACUCUCCUGUUAUAGAGCGCAGGAACCGCAGUGGUAUCAUCAGCGCGCCGUUAAACAGGAGCCUUAAGAACUCCCGCACCCUUUCGCAGUACACGGCAGUCUCCUCUGCUACCACCAAUGGACACAAAGACAAUCGUGACGCUAAGAGCCACACGGCCAAGCCUCAAGCACCUCCACUGCCCCAGCCCACUGUCUCGACACUGGCGGCGGCCAAGUUGGACCGGACCCUGGAACAAGUUCUGGAGGGACAGAACGGCUUGCUGCACUUUGCCCAGGCUGCCGCAUUAUUAAAGCGGGCCGGUAUGGAGCACAUGCUUCUGCCAGGGGGGAUGGGAGUGGGAGUUGGCGGCGGAGACGCCGGCUCGGGGGCUAGCGACUUGGAGGGUACGUCUGUCACGGACGCCGUAGGUGGUCCUGUUGACUUCCCAUAUGGAGUAGGGGGCGGUUUCCCCUUCAACCCGGGCCUUUUUAUCAUGACGCCGGCUGGAGUGUUUCUAGCGGACAGCGCGCUGCACAUGGCCGGCCUGACCGAGUACCCGGCGCAGAACGAGCUGGCCUCUGCCAUCAACUCCGGUAAAAAGAAGCGAAAACGUUGUGGCAUGUGUCCACCUUGCCGCCGGCGGAUUAACUGUGAGCAGUGUAGCAGCUGUCGGAAUCGUAAGACGGGGCAUCAGAUCUGCAAGUUUCGAAAAUGUGAGGAGCUGAAGAAGAAGCCUUCUGCUGCUUUGGAGGUCCAUGUGCCAUGUGAGGUGGGGGUAGAGCAGUGUGGGCUGGAGGACAGCGAUGGCCUACAAGCCGUGGAGCUGCGCGCCGCCUCCCCGGGUCUCUCCUCUAUCUGGUCAAUACGGCCACGCAGCUUCUAG